Lytechinus variegatus (green sea urchin) is the source of this 6556-nucleotide messenger RNA. Its product is annotated as dedicator of cytokinesis protein 7-like. The coding region runs from base 50 to 6463 and encodes 2137 amino acids. Gene Ontology annotation, molecular function: guanyl-nucleotide exchange factor activity. The transcript has 42 exons. The record is from RefSeq and is a predicted model, not a curated record. Gene Ontology annotation, biological process: small GTPase-mediated signal transduction; positive regulation of GTPase activity. NCBI's taxonomy places the organism in Eukaryota, Metazoa, Echinodermata, Echinoidea, Temnopleuroida, Toxopneustidae.
CGCGGCGCGCAUAGAGCGCGCGCUAGCUAGCUUCAGUUGAAUAGCGGAAAUGGCCUCCCAACGGGCUUUCGCCCAGAAACUUAACAAGUCUCAGCAUGCAGCGGAUAUACGACGUCAGGUUUCGUCACAUUAUUCCAGUAAAGAUGUAGCACGUUUUGCAGGUGGUCUAGGACCUGGUGGAAUACCUCUGUCAGAGAUCCUGGAUCCAUUAGACUAUGAAGAGUACAUACAGCAGAGUAAAGGAGCCAUGGAGCUGGAUCCCCUCAAGCAGCUCCUGGAGUAUCCUGAAGAUGAUGUCAGGGUUAUGGCUAUAUCCAGAGAGAUGAGAACAACCAGACAACCUCACCCAGGCCCAGAGGCUGAGAAUGUGAGUCUGCAGGUGCGUGACUGCCUGAAAUGGUACACAUGUGACUGGUCAGUGGUAGAUCGCAAGUACAAGGAGAAUGCUAUGUCUCACCAAGGCAAUAUCAUGAAACUGAGACAGAGGAGUCUGGCUAUCAGCAGUGACAAGGUCUAUGAGGUCGAUGAAGAAGAGAAUGAAGAAUGUACAACGCCCACAAACGAGAGGAAACGUACAUCCAUCCAUCUGGAUACCACUCCAAGGGGAUCAUGGGCUUCUAGUAUCUUUGACUUGGAUCAGAGUGAGUGUGACGCCCUCCUUCCUCAUCUCCUUGAUCACAUCCCUAUUGAGCAGCAGGAUGCUAUGAAUGAAGAGGUUCGGAAUAGAAACCGAGAGAAUGACAUCUUCAGCUUCUACCCUCCACCAGAUGAGAAUGAUGCAAUAGAGAGAAAAACACUUCCACCUAUCCCGUCGGAACACUUUGGAUACAGGCUUCUCAUCAAAUGCUUGCAGCUCAAAUUGGAACCAGAUUUUGAACCAAUCUUUGCCUCCAUGGCCCUGUAUGACGCAAGAGAAAAGAAGAAGAUCUCUGAGAACUUCUACUUUGACAUGAUGCCUGAUCACAUCAAGGCGAUGGUGAAGGGUAAGCUAGGAUUCCCUGAUGUAUCAAGCCAAGCUAGAGGUGCAAUAUUCUCCCUUACCUACCCUUCCAACGAUGUCUACAUCGUCAUCAAACUUGAGAAGAUUCUUCAGCAAGGUGACAUUUCAGAGUGCGCCGAGCCAUACAUCAAAGACUCGGACAACCCAAAGCACAUGGAGAAGAUCAAAUCAACUGCUGCAUAUUUCUGUGAGAAGCUUGGAGUGUACCGAAUGCCCUUGGCUUGGACAGCCAUUCAUCUCAUGAAUAUCAUCAAUGGUGCCAGUAGUCUUGACAGGAACUCAGAUGCUGAACUGGAUAAAAAGUCGAAUAGUUUGGAGAUGGGACGUAAAAAGAGCACUGUGGGCGAACCGGGUCAAUACGGCUCCCUUCCCCGACGAGGCGAGACGAGCUCUUCUUCUUUGAAGCGCAAUGGAUCUGAGAGAAGAAGCUUCUACAAGGUGGAAGAUGAUAUCAGCAACCUAGAGACAUUUCAUCCUGUUACCAUCACUGUAUCAAGCUUCUUCAAACAGGAAGGGGAUAAGCUGAGUGAUGUAGAUCUGUACAAGUUUCUAGCAGAUCUCAAGAGACCCACUACUGUCCUGAAGAGACUUAAGUGUAUCAGAGGUUCUCUCAAGCUUGAUAUAUCUCCAGUAGUAGACCACCCUGCCUACUGUUUGACCCCUGACCUUUACCAGGUCAAACCAUUCCCAGACAACAGGACGAGGCCCACUAAAGAGAUUCAAGAGUUUCCUGCCAGAGAGGUGUACGUGCCACACAGUGUUUAUAGGAACAUCUUGUACCUGUACCCUCGCUCUUUGAACUUCUCUAACCGUGGUGGUUCAGCAAGGAAUAUUACUGUCAAGAUUCAGUUCCUAGCAGGAGAUGACUUUGGAAGUGGAAUUGAGUGUAUCUAUGGCAAGUCCAGCAGCCCAGAGUACGGUCGUCAGGCCUACACCUCUGUGUGCUACCACAACAAGUCACCUGACUUCUAUGAAGAGAUCAAGAUCCGUUUGCCAGCAGACCUCAGAGAUCAGCAUCAUAUUCUCUUCACGUUCUACCAUAUCUCUUGCCAACGGAAACAGGACAUUGCCCCUGUCGAGACUCCUAUUGGUUAUUCGUGGCUUCCUUUGUUGCGAGAUGGUCGACUCCAAACUGGUGAUUACAACCUUCCAGUGUCAUUAGAGAAACCGCCAUCAAACUACUUCAUGCUCUCCCCUGAUAAAAAGGCUUCGUCCAAUGACCAAGUGCAGCUACCAGGGAUGAAGUGGGUGGAUGGUCACAAGCAGUUGUUCAGUGUGACCCUGAAGGCUGUGUCAUCUGUACACCCUCAGGAUGAGUACGUGGAUAGGUUCCUUCACCUGUGUCAUGCCGUAGAGCAAGGUAGUAUCCCUAGAUCCAUUGGGGAUCAAAACAUGGAGUCUGAGCUGAUCAAUAGUACGGUCAACCUUGGUCAAUCUGUGGCCGAACCCCUGGUCAAGUUCCUUCAUAUCCUUCUGGAUAAACUCAUUCUCAUGAUGGUCAAUGCUCCUAUCAUCAACGGUCAUAUAGUAAACAUGGGACAAGUAUGUUUUGAGACGAUCGCUGAGAUUGUUGACCGUCUUCACGUCCUUCUUGAUAACCGACUGGACAACCAUGGUCGUAACACACUCCUAGCUUCCUUUGUUCACUAUGUCUUCAGGCCUCCUGAUGCUGAGGGCGCCACCAAUAUGGUAGCUGGUACCGGUGGCAAAGGGUUCUCCCCACCUACGCCCACUCAAUCCAUGAACUUCAGCAACUACGGUACAGUGGCCCGCUCCAACAGUCUUAACUUCAAGCACCGCACCACCUUGCGCAACUCCAGCACCAGUCUAAGUAUCCCCGCCUCCCCGGAUGAUGACAUGGAUUCUAUCCUUCACAAUCGCUUCGGCAGCGAGCGCCAAGGGUCAGCAAGGUCACCGAACCGGUCCGGGACGGGGAUGGGAAAUGUUCCGGUGAUUGGACUCGGUGGACGAGUACCGCCAAGAAAGCUGGUACAUGAAGAACUCACACUCCAGUUUGUGGUAUCUAACGGCAAGGCUAAGGAGAAAGCAUUCAGUCAUGCAUGGUUCUUCUUUGAACUUAUUGUAAAGAGUAUGGCCCAACACCUUGCUGACUGUGAACGCCUCGACUCCUACCGAAGGAUGAGGUUUACAGAAAGCUUCUGCAAUGACAUCAACUCUGUGGUUACCAUGGUUACAUCAGAAAUCAUUGCCAGGUUUAAUAAGGAUGUAAGACCAAUGCAGCUGUUGAAUGCCAGUCUAGCCUUCUUCCUCCAGGAGCUUCUCACACUAAUGGAUAGGGGUUUUGCCCUUGGUCUCAUUCACAACUACGUCAAGCAGGUAUCUGGUAAGAUCACUGCCCUCAGCGACCCCACCACUCUGGCCUUACUCAAGCUUGACUUCCUGCGCAUCAUCUGCAGCCAUGAGCACUACGUCACCCUCAACCUUCCCUUCCAGCAGUCCAGCUCCUUGUCCCUCUCCCGACCCCCAUCGCCAACCCCUUCCAUCACCAGCACCAACUCCAUUGGAUCCUUCAUCUCCAUACAGACGACUCUGACACAGCUCGGUGACCCUAACAAGAUGGCGGAGUUGUCCUAUGAUUACAGGCAGCAGCAUUACCUUGCAGCCUUGCUUCUUCUCGAUCUGGCAAAUGUCCUCACAACACACAAUAGCAACUUACACCGGCAAGCAAUCGACACUGUGAGCAACCUCCUAGCAUGUCAUGAUGCUGACCAACGCUUCUCUAUGCGUGAAUGCCGGAUGCGUGUUGCUGCCCUCUAUCUACCCCUCUUGGGCAUCAUCAUCGAUGCCUUGCCUCAGCUCAACUGUGCUGCCGUGGACCCGAAGACCAGACCUUCCGCCUCUUUCGGAGACAUGGAUGAUGUUGAUGUCCCUCUAAACCAGUCAGUUGCCAUGGCAAUAGCUGGUACAAGCAUCUUUACGGGAGGUGGAGCAGGAGCAGAGCGAGUUGACUCCGCCCAGAAUCAACAGCGACCACCCCAAGGAAAGACCAGCCUGUCUGAGGAGUCUACCCGUGAUCUCUUGAUGUGUUUCAUCUGGGUGAUUAAGAACGUUGACCCGAUGACCUUACAGCAGAUCUGGGCAUCGCAAAGAGUCACUAGGGUUAACAAGAUGCUGGAUAUCAUGUACUACUGCAUCUACUGCUUUGAGUACAAGGGUAGGAAUGCCAUCAUCCGUCGUAUGAACAGGAUGUCCUUCAAGAAGUCAGACGUGAAGCAGCGUCUAGAGGAAGCCAUCUUGGGAACUGCCAGUGCAAGGAGUGACAUGAUGCAGAGACAUACAAGACAAGGAUCAUCUGGUGAUCGUGGAUUCAGCCCAGCCUUAGGUCAAGCAGAGAGACUAAGAUGGAGAAAGGACCUUACACAUUUCAGACAGAAUGCUGAGAUACCUGAGAGACCAAAGGCUGAGUUGGAAGUCGAAGCUCGUUUAGAAGCUCUCCUGGCCAAUGAGGUAUCUUUUGUUGUCCUCGAUGCAAUGGAACUUCUAGUACAGACUGUAUCUCAGACUGACCAUCUCCAGGGGUGUUUGACCGGUGUCAUGACUGUCCUCCUACAUGCCUUGGCUUGUAAUCAGAGUACCAUCGUCAUGGAGAGUAUUCUCGCCACUCAACGAUCCCUUGUCUUCAAGUAUCCUGAGCUAUUAUUUGAAGAACAGACUGAGCAGUGUGCUGACCUAUGUCUUCGUCUUCUACAUCACUGUAGCUCGUGCAUCGGCAGCGUACGAUCUCAUGCUAGUGCUUCGCUUUAUCUGCUUAUGAGACAGAACUUUGAGAUUGGAAAUAACUUUGCCAGGGUUAAGAUGCAGGUGACCAUGUCACUCUCAUCACUGGUCGGCACGGAAACCAACUUCAAUGAAGAAUACCUGAGACGCUCCUUGAAGACCAUCAUGACCUAUGCUGGGGAUGAUACUGAGCUGCAACAAACAACAUUCCCUGAACAGGUUCGUGAGUUGGUGUUCAAUCUUCACAUGAUCUUAUCAGACACUGUCAAGAUGAAAGAAUUCAAGCAGGAUAAUGAGAUGCUUGUAGAUUUGAUGAACCGCAUCGCCAAGGGGUACCAGAACUCUCCCGACCUUCGACUGACUUGGCUUCAGAACAUGGCUGGCAAGCUCCACGAACAAGGUAAAUUGACUGAGGCUGCUGAGUGCCUGAUUCAUUCUGCCGCCCUCGUUGCUGAGUAUCUUCACAUGCUUGAAGACCGCCCUCAUCUUCCGGUUGGAUGUGUCAAAUUUGAGAAAAUCUCUCCUAAUGUCCUUGAAGAGAGUGCAGUGUCUGACGAUGUUGUCUCCCCUGAUGAGGAAGGUAUCUGUACUGGUAAAUACUUCACUGAAAGUGGCUUGGUGGGACUAUUAGAACAUGCAGCUACACUCUUCAAUGAGGCUGGAUUAUUUGAGGUGGUUAAUGAAGUCUAUAAGAUUCUCAUACCAAUCCACGAAGCAAACAGAGAACAUAAGAGACUCUCCAUCGUCCAUGGCAAACUACAGGAGGCAUUCAACAAGAUUUCAGUUUUGGGUCCUAAGAGGCUGUUUGGGACCUACUUCCGAGUUGGAUUCUACGGACCAAAGUUUGGCGAUUUGAAUGGAGAAGAAUUUGUCUACAAAGAACCGGCUAUCACUAAGCUUCCUGAGAUAGCACAGAGACUAGAGAAAUUCUACUCUGAUCGUUUUGGCGAGGGUAAGGUACACACUAUCAAGGAUUCUAAUACAGUGGACCAGUCUAAAUUAGAUCCUCUACAAGCGUAUAUACAGGUUACCUAUGUAGAACCAUACUUUGAUUACUAUGAGAUCCUUCAGAGGCCUACUCUCUUCAGUAGAAAUUAUAAUCUGAAACGUUUCAUGUUUGCGACUCCCUUCACCAAGGAAGGUCGUGCUCAUGGAGAGCUGAAGGAUCAGUGCAAGAGAAAGACAAUCUUAACCACUAAACAUACAUUCCCGUACAUCAAAACAAGAGUGGGGAUUAUACAGAAAGAGGAGAUUGUCCUCUCACCUGUAGAGGUAGCCAUUGAGGAUAUCCAGAAGAAGACCAAGGAGCUAGAAGUAGCUACCCUCCAGGAACCCCCUGAUCCUAAGAUGCUUCAGAUGGUCCUACAGGGAUGCAUCGGUACCACCGUUAACCAGGGUCCAAUGGAGGUCGCUCAGAUCUUCCUGGAUGGUGACAAACCCUUGGACAAGCAUCACAAUACUCUACGUCUCUGCCUCAAAGAUCUACAGAAGAAGUGUGGGGAUGCAUUACGCAAGAACAAGGGCCUGAUUGUUCACGACCAGAGAGAAUACCAACGAGAGCUGGAACGUAACUAUCACCGCUUCACUGAUCGUCUUAUGCCUCUCAUCUCAAAGAGAAACCACCAUCUGACUGGGACUAUUAGGAGGAGUGGAGGACGACGGGAAGGAAUUAGGGUUCCAAAGAGCGCAUCAAGCAAUAGCAUUAGAAAUAGUGAGACCUUGUAGAUUCAAUAAGUCUAAUACUAUUGCUCUCUGUCUGUUUUCCUUCUCUGUCCAUCUUUUCUUGAUUUCUUUGUCUAUCUGUCUGUCUUAAUUCUC